AUGAGUUUAUUAACAAAAAAUAAUAGUAUUUCAUCAAAGUAUGGAUCUAAUGUAUUAGAUCACUUUAACAAUCCUAGAAAUGUUGGAUCAAUUAAAGAGGGAGAAAAUGUUGGUACUGGUAUAGUUGGAGCACCAGCAUGUGGAGAUGUUUUAAAGUUACAAAUUAAAGUAGCAAAAGAUGGAAUUAUAGAAGAUGCUAAAUUCAAAGCCUUUGGAUGUGGUAGUGCUAUUGCAAGUAGUUCACUUGCCGCUGAGUGGAUUAAAGGGAGAUCACUUAAUGACUCUUUAAAAAUUUCUAACAAAGAUAUUGCAAAAGAACUUUCCUUACCCCCUGUAAAAUUACACUGUUCUAUGUUGGCUGAAGAUGCUAUUAAAAGUGCUAUAAAUGAUUUUAAAAAUAAACAAAAGAUCAAGAAAUAA
Molecule: messenger RNA, 420 nt
Organism: Hepatospora eriocheir
Lineage: Eukaryota; Fungi; Microsporidia; Hepatosporidae
Source: the annotation of a GenBank genome assembly